Messenger RNA from Setaria italica (foxtail millet), 3873 nucleotides. RefSeq names its product probable ubiquitin-conjugating enzyme E2 23. NCBI's taxonomy places the organism in Eukaryota, Viridiplantae, Streptophyta, Magnoliopsida, Poales, Poaceae. Bases 202 to 3516 code for a protein of 1104 amino acids. The transcript has 8 exons. The record is from RefSeq and is a predicted model, not a curated record.
UCUUCUGCGCAGCUCGCCUCGCCUCCGCCUCCACCUCCCCACCUCUCUCGCCCGGCCCCGUCUCAUCUCCUCUCACCUAGGGCACCCGCGCCGCCUCGCCGCCGCCGAUCCAGGCGCCGUCGAUCCCCGCCGCUCCGAUCGCCCGAGUUGAAUAAAAGGUUGCUCGAUUGUUGGUAAUCUACUUUACAGUUGGCUCCAAGCAUGGAAAACCUACCAAAUGGCUCAGCAAAUAUUGCUGAGCAUAACCAGGAAAACGAGAAGUCCAUAGAUGCUAGUGAGCCUGAAGAAGUACCAGAUGUUUUUGUUUACAGAGAAGACAUUGUCAGCUUGAAGUCCAAGGAAGAUGCCCGUGGAUUAGUGCUGGAGGUAGCUGGGGAAUAUGAUUCUGAAGGUAGCAUCACUGACGAUGAUGAGUCUGAACCUGAGGUGCGUGAACGUAAGGCUUCUUGUGGGGCUGAAAAUGGUGGUGCUGAUGGUGAUGAUGCCAGUAAUGGAGCUGAAGUUGGCAGCCAGAGUUCUUUGCCGGAUAACAAAGUUCGUGUGUUAUGGAUAGACGGUAGUGAAAAGACAGAAGAUAUUGACGAUGUAGUUGUAGUUGACAGAAGUUUCCUUCAUGGAGAUUUAGUUGCUUCUGCUUCGGAUCCAACUGGUCAGAUGGGGCUUGUUGUGGAUGUCGAUCUUGUGGUUGACUUGCAAGGUCCCAAUGGAGAUAUGAUAAAGGGUGUAUCCUCUAAGGAUUUGAGACGAAUCAGGGAAUUCCAUGUGGGUGAUUAUGUCGUCUCAGGUCAAUGGCUUGGUCGAGUUGAUGAAGUGCUAGAUAAUGUUAAUGUGUUGUUUGAUGAUGGCUCUGUCUGUAAAGUCAACAGGGCAGAUCCUAUGCGCCUAAAGCCAGUUUCAAGCCCAAUGCACCCGGAUACAUCUUGUCCCUUUUAUCCAGGACAGCGUGUGAAGGCAGUGUCAUCAUCUGUUUUCAAAACAUCAAGGUGGCUUAAUGGAUUGUGGAAAGCAAGUCGUCUUGAAGGUACUGUGACAAAAGUGGAGAGCGUUACUGUUGUAGUCUACUGGAUUGCAUCUGCACACUUUGCAGAUCAGGAAUCUGUUCCUCCAGAGGAGCAGAACCCAAAGGACCUGACUCUUUUAUCUUGUUUCUCAUACGCCGGCUGGCAAUUAACUGAUUGGUGCCUCCCUUACCGAUACACAUCGUGUUCUGGUGAUGCUGUAACUGAAAACUCAGAGACAAAAGGGCCAAACUCUGAUGAGCAUACAGGAAACAAGUGUACAUGCUCAGAAAUUGCAACUCUACUGUCUGAUAUUCCUGAAUCUCAAGCUGAUUGUCAGACUGAACAAGAUCAAAGGACUGAUACAGAUGCAAAUUGUAGGCCCACAGAUGUUGAUUCUUCUGCUGAUGGAAUGAGUGUGUCAGAUGGAGAUAAUUCUUGUGUAGCCAAAGAAUCCGAAUCAGGAACUAGUUUAUCAGCCAUCCCAAAGGAGAGCUCACAGGACUAUAGAAAAAAGUUUAGGAAAGUGUUUCUAAAGAAAGACAAAAGAACAAAAAGAAGAGAUGAGAGCUUUGAGCGAGCUCUACUCAUAGCAAAUACAUAUACCAAAGUCGAUGUAAUCUGGCAGGAUGGGACAAAGGAAUGUGGAGUAACGUCAACAUCAUUGAUUCCUAUCCACAGUCCAAAUGACCAUGAAUUCUUCCCAGAGCAAUAUGUUGUCGACAAAGUCACAAAUGAUGUUGAUGAUUCUUCUGAACCAAAGCGUAUGGGUCUUGUUAGAAGUGUUAAUGCCAAGGAUCGAACUGCAUCUGUAUCAUGGUUUAAGCCUUCUCUACACCCAGAGGAUCCGAAGGAGAUUGAGUGUAAUGAAAUUGUGAGUGCAUAUGAACUGGAUGGCCAUCCAGAUUAUGAUUAUUGCUAUGGAGAUGUUGUUGUCCGGUUGCCAUCUGUUUCACCUCUGAUUGAAUCAACCAAUAGUGAGGACAAAAUGGAACUGGAUAAGAAGGUAGAUUCAUCAGAAGGAUUGGCUGCUUCAAAUGUGGCACCCCAUGAUGCUAGUGCAGAUGAACAAGUUUCACAGCAGGAACCUUGUUCGAAAUUUACAAGCCUUUCAUGGGCUGGAAAUAUAGUUGGAUUUCAAGAUGGUGAGAUUGAAGUCAUUUGGGGUGAUGGAUCGACUUCAAAGGUUGGACCUCAUGAAAUAUAUGUUGUUGGUCGUGAAGAUGAUGGUGCCUCGCUAGAUGAUGGAACUGCCUCUGACGGUGCUAGCUGGGAGACUGUCGAUGACAAUGAAAUGGAUUUACUUGAUAAUUCUGCAAAGGAUGAUUCACAAAAUGUACCUGAGAAUAGCAUUGAAAGGGAAAACGGUUCAUUCAGUUCCCAGGAUGGUAGUUCUGUUGCAACUGGUCCCCUUUCUGUUGCUUUUGGCUUUAUGACCCGACUGGCGAGUGAUCUCUUUGCUCGAGGUAGAAGGCAUUUAGAUGGGUCAAACUCAGAUGAAGUUGAGUCUCAUCAUUCUAAUGAGGUUUCAGAAACUGGUGAUGACAUUAAUGAGGAGAAUCAUGUCGAAAUGGCCGAGCAUACCACAGAUACAGCAAAUGAUUCUUCUGCUGAGAAGUCUAUAGAUGUGAUUAUGGCUGACAAUCCUGAAGAUUCGGAAUGCUUCAAGCACUUCGAUGUUCUGCAAUGUCCUCCAGACCACCAUUACCUUGAAAACACAGCACAGGGUACGGGUGGAAGAAAGUGGGUAAAGAAAGUACAGCAGGAAUGGGGCAUACUUGAGAAGAACCUACCAGACUACAUUUACGUCAGGGUAUUUGAGGAUCGCAUGGAUCUCAUGAGAGCUGUGAUUAUUGGAGCGAGUGGAACACCCUACCAAGAUGGCCUGUUCUUCUUUGAUUUCCACCUUCCACCUGAGUACCCGCAAGUUCCUCCGUCAGCAUACUAUCAUUCUGGUGGUUUGCGUGUAAACCCAAACCUGUAUGUGGACGGGAAGGUUUGCUUAAGUCUCUUAAAUACUUGGACUGGCAGAGGGAAUGAAGUAUGGGAUCCAUCAUCAUCAAGUAUUCUCCAAGUACUAGUUUCACUUCAGGGAUUGGUUCUCAAUGAAAAGCCCUAUUUUAAUGAGGCUGGGUAUGAGAAGCAAGUUGGUACUGUUGAAGGGGAGAAGAAUGCAGUGCCCUAUAAUGAGAACACGUACCUGCUGAGCUUGAAAUCCAUGCUAUAUAUCUUGAGACGGCCUCCUAUGCACUUUGAGGAUUUUGUGAAGAGCCACUUCCAGAAGCGCGGUCACUACAUCCUUAAAGCUUGUGAGGCCUAUUUGCAAGGGAAUGUGGUUGGCACGCUUACUGAUGACGCUUGCACCACUGACAGAAGCAAGGAGCACUCUAGCUCCGUUGGCUUCAAGCUCGCAUUAGCAAAGAUUUUACCAAGGUUGAUCACAGCCCUGAAGGAAACUGGAGCUGACUGCGACCAAUACGAGCACCUCGGAAAAACAGAAACUGUUCGAGAAAGCUGAUCUCACCCAUAGUGGCUUGUACUGGGAUCCUUCUGGUUUUUUUUUUCUUUUGGUUUCAGAAAGAUGGUGUCUCCACCACCCACCAGGGCUGUUCCCGUAUAAAUGUACAUUCAACAUUUGUUGUUUUAAUUUGGACAUUUGGAAAAUGUGGCUCCAAAUGAGUUAUUCGGAACAUGGAACUGAGCUACCCUGUAUAGUUAAUGUUUUUGUUAAGCUUGCAGGGUUAUCAGGGUAGCAUGUGAUGGAAGCAGGACUAGGCAAACGGGUGUUGUUUUUGGUUUCACGAAUUCACACUUGUACAAGAAAAUUGCCUGGCAAUUCCAUGUGUUAUUUGAUAUGAAAGAAGAGUUGAGGGAA